Molecule: messenger RNA, 2841 nt
Organism: Sander lucioperca (pikeperch)
Lineage: Eukaryota; Metazoa; Chordata; Actinopteri; Perciformes; Percidae
Gene: mitfa
Product: melanocyte inducing transcription factor a
Exons: 11
Coding region: 342-1541 (399 amino acids)
Biological process (GO): melanocyte differentiation; regulation of transcription by RNA polymerase II
Cellular component (GO): nucleus
Molecular function (GO): DNA-binding transcription factor activity, RNA polymerase II-specific; protein dimerization activity; RNA polymerase II cis-regulatory region sequence-specific DNA binding
Source: RefSeq, a predicted model, not a curated record
UAGUGAUGUGGGGACCCUUGAACCACUGACUAACAUGAAAAUAAAAAGGAGCUGCUGGAGACGAAAUCAGAACCAAGAGGCGAGUGAAUAAUGGACUUACACUCGACAGUGCUCCCCCAGACCAUCAUGGCCUCUACAAGCGCCUCCAGAGUUCCCACCCUCUACCGGCCAUGACGUCACAGGUCUGGCUCCGUGACCAGCCGGUGUUUGACAAUCGCCAGGGCCAAGAGCGCAGGGAGAACUGAGAGAGGACCAGGGACGUUUUGCACCACGGCACCCAACACACCUCCACAGUCCAUAUCACGCCUCCCCGGAACAGGCCUGCUGUGAGCCAAGCGCCCAUGGAAGUUCUAAAGGUGCAGGCCCACCUGGAGAAUCCCACCAAGUAUCACAUCCAGCAGGCUCAGAGGCAGCAGGUGAGGCAGUAUCUGUCCACCACCCUGGUGGGUAAAGUCGGCAGCCAGUGCCCCAGCCAGCCCCCUGAGCACGGCAUGCCACCCGGGCCUGGCAGCAGCGCCCCCAACAGUCCCAUGGCCCUGCUCACACUCAGCUCCAACUGUGAGAAAGAGAUGGAUGAUGUCAUUGAUGAUAUUAUCAGCUUGGAGUCAAGUUACAAUGAAGAUGUUCUUGGACUUAUGGAUCCAGGACUCCAAAUGAACAACCCGCUCCCUGUGUCUGAAAGCCUUCUCGAUGUGUACGGCAACCAAGGACUUCCACUCCCGGGCCUCGCCAUCAGCAACUCCUGUCCAUCCAACAUUAAGAGAAAAUACACAGCUCCUGGCAUGAAGCAAGUACUGGACAAGCAUGAAUCCUGUGGCCUGUAUGAAAACUAUCAAAGGCCAGAGGGCUUUCCAGUAGAAGCUGAAGUCCGUGCUCUUGCUAAAGAGAGACAGAAGAAAGACAACCACAACUUAAUUGAACGAAGACGGAGAUUCAACAUCAACGAUCGCAUCAAAGAACUGGGAACCUUGAUACCCAAGUCAAAUGAUCCAGACAUGCGCUGGAAUAAGGGCACCAUUCUCAAAGCCUCAGUGGACUAUAUCAGGAGGCUACAGCGGGAGCAGCAGAGAGCCAAGGAGCUUGAGUGCAGACAGAGGAAGCUGGAGCAUGGAAACCGCCAUCUAAUGCUUCGUAUACAGGAGUUGGAGAUCCAGGCCCGUGCUCAUGGUCUUACAGUGGUUCCAUCCUCAUCUGUCUGUACAUCAGAUUUGAUUGGCCGAGCCAUUAAACAAGAACCCGCCCUCGGCGACUGCCCAGCAGACCUCUACCAGCACAGCUCGGCUCCUGACAUGUCACCUCCGACCACACUGGACCUCAACAAUGGCACCAUCACCUUCGACCAGAUUCCUGCAGACGCCGGGGAUCCUGAUCGCUAUGGAACCUCCAGGACCUGUAAAAUGAAAGAAUUUGUAAGGGACACCCUGUCGCCAAUAUCCACAAGUGAUCCCCUGCUGUCCUCAAUGUCCCCAGAUGGCUCCAACAACGGUAGCAGCCUGCACAGUUCCAGCUCUAGUAUGGAUGAGAAGGAGCAUGGCUGUUAGCAUACAGACACUUUCUAUCUGUAGCAUCCCAUCAAUGAGGCACUCACCUUAUAGUGACUUAAAGAAUUCACAUGCCUAAGUGAAUAAACUCUAUUAUGAACUCUAUUUUUAUCUUGAUUCCAUUCCUUGUACUUUUUACCCAUUUAUUGCUGAAUUGUAAUGUUCAAAAACUGUAUGUUAAUGUGCCUGAGGUAUUUCAGUUCCUCGAUUUUACACAAUAUUUUUACAUUCUUGAAGAUCUUGAUGCUGUAUAGAUGGACAGUUGACAAAUAUAUACAAGGCGACAAAUCUGCUGUCAUAGACUGGCCAACUGAAUGAUUUAACAGUUUAUUUUUGUCUUUUUUAAAACUAUGGUUUUAAUAUUUGUCCCAUAUAUACUCUGUAUUGAACUGUCCAUGGCAAAAGAGAUAACAAACAUAUGUGAAAAUGUUUUGGUCGAAAAAAAUGCGAAAAGGUUUAGUGUAAUGCUCGAAAAAGUUCUUGUAGACAUGAAUAUUAGAUAUCUGUCUUAAACUUGUGAUUGUUCCAUUGCAAGAACAUGCACAACAUAUAUAAAAAAGGUUUUUAAAUAUUAAAGGAUCAAGUAUUGCAUAUUAUUGCAAACUAUUUAUUGUUUCUAAACAUAUUUAAAUGUAAUUGUUAUAUCCUGUGGUCUUAAUGUACUCUGAAGAAAAUAACAACUCAAAUAUUGACCACAUUAUUAUUAUCAUCAUUUAUUUAUUAUAUAUUCUUUAUUUUAUCCAGUGACAGCUCAUUUUGUUUUAAAGAGAUUUUGAGAUUUAUACCAAUGGUUUACAGAUUGGUUUUCUCUGAGGGACUUUUAUUUAUUUGUAUUUGUAACGGCCCACAAAAACAUGAUAUUCCUAUUCUAACAUGAUUUAUGUACAAAUGUUAAUGCCAAUGAUAAAGGCAAAUAAGACACAAGUUGUCUGUGACAAUAUUGGGUGAAUAGGGUAAAAUGACCUUAUAUUGAUAAUGUGCUAUAGUAUUUUAAUGGGUCCUGGCGUGAUACAUCAUAAUACUUUCUUUAUAAUUAAUGUAAAAUAAAAUUGAAAAAUAAAUAAACUAAAAUGUGGUUUGCUAACAAGGGUUCACGCCAGCCUUUGACCAAACAUGUAAUUGCUUUGUAGGCACUGAUCAACUACUGAUUUAAUUUUUACUCAGAGCUAAAGCGAUACAUACAUAGGGAAAUCUUUUUUGAUGUUUGGACAGAACUGGUUGAUACCAUAUGAGGCAUUUUUGUUAAUGUUUGUUAUCUCUUGCCAAUAUUGUAAAUAAAUAAAACACUUGAGAUACUGUA